Messenger RNA from Ilex paraguariensis (yerba mate), 630 nucleotides. The record is from the annotation of a GenBank genome assembly. NCBI's taxonomy places the organism in Eukaryota, Viridiplantae, Streptophyta, Magnoliopsida, Aquifoliales, Aquifoliaceae.
AUGUCUAGCCACACAGGCUGGAUGCAAUUCUACCACCACAACUUUUCUGCUGACCAUGAAUCCCAAACAACCCCGGCCACCAUAUUUAAUGAUCGAGUUUCCGAAGCCACCGUGGUAACCACCACUCUCACAUCUCCCACCGCCCCGACUCCUCCGGGUUCUAGUAGUCACUUGAACCCGGAGGGCCGUGUUUCGAAACCCGUUAGAAGACGGUCGAGGGCUUCUAGGCGAACCCCAACCACCCUACUCAACACGGACACGACCAAUUUUAGGGCUAUGGUGCAACAAUUUACGGGCGGUCCAAGAGUACCAUUCGUCCCGGGUGGUUCUCAAUAUUCAAUUCCGAGAGGAACCAACUUUAACUUCGAACUCGGAAAUCGUCAGCAGAUUGUAAUCCCUACUGCAACCAUGGUUCCUUCAGCAUAUCAUCAUCUUCAAUUUCAGCAACAACAACAACAAAACCAACAACAUCAAAACUACAUGUUCUCUGUGAAUGGUAGUGAAAGUGGUGAUGCCUUUGUCCAGAGAGUUAACAACUCCAGAAGGAGCAGACUAGACAUGGAGGUCCCUGAUGGGCCUAGGGCUUCUUCCUCGAAUGAGAACCAGAAUACCAACAAUUACAUGCUUUGA